Molecule: messenger RNA, 1479 nt
Organism: Truncatella angustata
Lineage: Eukaryota; Fungi; Ascomycota; Sordariomycetes; Amphisphaeriales; Sporocadaceae
Product: t-SNARE
Exons: 4
Coding region: 170-1123 (317 amino acids)
Biological process (GO): vesicle fusion; intracellular protein transport; exocytosis
Cellular component (GO): plasma membrane; endomembrane system; SNARE complex
Molecular function (GO): SNARE binding; SNAP receptor activity
Source: RefSeq, a predicted model, not a curated record
CCAUUCUUUUCCUUCCUUUUCUGUAGCACGGCAGCAUCACAAACACAUCAGGCAUCACGUCGCAUCACGUUUGCGCAUCGCCGUCUAUUUACUUCCAGCCAGUGCACAGCAAAUUGACAGCGUCUCAAUUCCAACACAAGCCCGACGGCAGUAGAGGCAUCAGACCAGCAUGUCUUACGGCAAUAAGUAUCAAAACAACCCCUAUGGGGCCGAGCAGGGUAAUCCAUACGGCACCCCGUACGGAGGUCAGGAUGAACACGAGAUGCAAUCGUACCCCCAGCAGCAGCAGCAACAACCAUCAAGCUCUCUCACACUCUCGCAACAAGAUUUCUUGCAGCGGAUCAGUCACCUGCGCGAACAAGUCAGCACCUUGGCCACGAAUGUCAAUGCCAUCGCAUCACUACACCAGCGCGCCCUCGCCGAGUCCGACGGUGGCUUGUCGGCUCAACAGCUCGAGCGGCUCGUCGCCGAGACCAACGCAUUAAACCAGGGUAUCCGCGACCAAUUGAAGUUCCUCGCCACGGAUGCGAGCCGCACUACCGAUGGCAGCAAGGGCCUCAAGGACCAGCAGGUCAACACCAUCAAGAACAACUUUGAGCGCGAGCUUCGCAACUACCAGACCGAGGAGGGCCAGUACCGCCAGCGCUACCGCGACCAGAUCGCCCGUCAGUAUCGUAUUGUGAACCCUGACGCGAGUGAGGACGAGGUCCGCCAGGCCACCGAGGCUGACUGGGGCAAUGAGGGUGUCUUCCAGACUGCCUUGCGCACCAACCGUACUGGACAAGCCACAUCUGUCCUGGGCAACGUUCGUGCUCGUCACAACGAGUUGCAGCGCAUCGAGCAGACCCUGAUCGAGCUUGCCUCCAUGUUCCAGGAUCUGGCUGUUCUGGUUGAGCAGCAAGAGGUAGCCGUUCAAGCUGCCGAGCAGAAUGCCGAGAACACCACCAAGUGGACCGAAGAGGGCAACCAGCAUGUUGGUAAAGGCAUCAAGUCUGCCCGCAACCGAAGAAAGCUCAAGUGGUGGUGCCUCCUCGUCUCCAUUCUCAUCAUCAUUAUCAUUGCCGCUGUGGCCGCAGGUGUUAUUUGUGGAACGCAAGGCAAAUGCACCAGCGGCAACAAAUAGAAGUUUUGACUGUUGGUCUGAUCGGAUAUUACGAAACUCUUCCAUUUCAGCUGCCUCCUUGGUUCAUCUAAUAUACCCGAAAUCACGAUGGAUGAACCGCUGGGGGCUGGCGAGAGCAGUAUCACAAAAAAAAGGAGGCAGCUUACAGCGACGCUGAUCUCACAUUAUCAAAUACUAGACUUCCAUUUAAUCUUCGGCAUUUUUGUCCCUUCGGAGCAGGGGUAGGAACAGCCUAUAAUGCAUUGUUCUUUUGUACGUAUUAGUACCCAUUUUUCUCGAGGCCCCAAGGGACCACGCCAGGCAUGAGAGUUAGGAUUGCGUAGGGAGGGAGGAUUGCCUUGGAUUUGUCGGAGCUU